CUGCCUUCCCCUCGCCCUUUUUUUUUCCUUUAUCCCUGGCGGUGGCUUGCUUAUCUUGGGGAAGAGGAGGGAUGAAGAAAGAGCUACUGGCGUCGGCGCCAUGGCGGGGCGAGGAGGAUCCGAGCGACAAGUUUGCCGACGCCAAACUGAGGGCGACCAAUCAACCGGGCGGCACCCCCACCAUGCACGUUCCUGGAAAGAGGAAAGCCGCCGCCUCCAAGACCGACGAGGAACUCGAAGCGGAGAUCGACCCUGAGCUCAGAUACAGCUUCCAGAGGAAUUUCCGGUUUCUUCAGCGAGUUUUCAGCAUAGAUACAAUUGUGAAACCUCUUCCUCCUGCUAUGCAAUAUAACGUGUCCAGGAAUCUGAGUUUUUUUACUCGGAUCUUUACACAAUUUUGGGAUCCAGAAGGAAUUGCCAAUGCGCAGAAAUCUCUUGGUUUAGGCCAAGAAGAAAAAGCUCGCCGUGUCAACUAAAUAAAUACUUGUUAAAUGUGUGCUAAGCUGGACUCGGAUACUUUUGUUAAAUAUUUCAGCAUUUAGAAUUGACCUGAAUGUCUCUAUGUCCAUCAACUUUACGUUUAUGUGCAUUGAAUUUUCAAGUUAAGAUGAUAGUAUUUUAAUCCUCUGAUGAUAA
Zingiber officinale is the source of this 636-nucleotide messenger RNA. RefSeq lists its product as uncharacterized. NCBI's taxonomy places the organism in Eukaryota, Viridiplantae, Streptophyta, Magnoliopsida, Zingiberales, Zingiberaceae. The transcript is spliced from 3 exons. The coding region runs from base 72 to 476 and encodes 134 amino acids. The record is from RefSeq and is a predicted model, not a curated record. Gene Ontology annotation, cellular component: chloroplast envelope.